GUUGUCUUUAAUGUCAGUCGGCGCAGGUCUUUGGUUGUGGUAGUAUUUUUUCGCAAAUUGUGUAAAGAAGCCGAAGGAAUUUAAAGAAGUUUUUUUGUGGAAGAAUUUUGCUUAGAAAAAUUAAAUAAAAUCCACAGAAAAGUGUGAAAAAAUAAAAUUAUUAUACAAAUAAAAUCAAAAUGAGUGGAAUGGAUAAAAGAAAAUUAUCGACAGCUGGAGAUUCACUAUAUGAAAUAUUAGGACUUCCUAAAACAGCAACAGCUGAAGAUAUAAAAAAGACUUAUAGGAAACUUGCUUUAAAAUAUCAUCCAGAUAAAAAUCCAGACAAUGCUGAUGCUGCCGAUAAGUUUAAGGAAGUCAAUCGUGCACAUUCUAUACUAAGUGAUCAAACAAAACGUAAUAUUUACGAUAAUUACGGUUCACUAGGUCUUUACAUUGCUGAACAGUUUGGCGAAGAAAAUGUUAAUGCUUACUUUGUGGUAACAUCACCAGCAGUUAAGGCUUUGGUUAUUUGUUGUACAAUAAUUACCGGCUGUUGUUGCUGUUGCUGCUGUUGUUGUUGCUGCAACUUCUGUUGUGGCAAAUUUAAGCCACCAGCAAAUGAAUCACAUGAUCAGUAUUCACAUUUAAAUCGUGACGGUGAAGUUAGAGAAGCUAGUGAUCGUCCCCCAAAUAUGGGUCAACCUGAACGACUUGAGGAAGUUGAUUUGGAUGCAGAUCCAACCAUGUCAUCUCAAGGAAAUCAAGGAACUACAUCAAACGCAGGUGGUCAACCCGUAUUUGCAAUGCCACCACCACCGGCCACAGGUGUAAAUCCAUUUACUGGUGCUCCAGUUGCAGCCACAGAGCAAACUUCAUUGAAUACAACAGAGCAAACAACUUAUACCCCAGCUAUUUGUUGGAAAUAAUUCCUUUUAAUGUGUUUUAUCAUUAGUUUUUUGUUUUGGCAACAAAUUUUAUUUCUUAAAAAUUUUAUAAAAAAAAAUCUAAAAAUAAUGUAAAUCAAAACAUUUUCAUUGUUUCUUCAUGUGACAGUAAGUAUGUAAAGGUUUUGAAUAAGUUUUCCGCUAACAUUUUUAUUAAUUUAUAUCCUAAUAAAAGCUUAUUAUGGAAUGUUUUAAAAGAAGAAUGAAGUAAUUGUUAAAAGAGUUUGACACUGCCAUUUUAAACAUUAAGGGGCUUGUUCUUAAUACAAAACUGGCCGUUAACUAGCAAGUUGAUAUCUGUUUCUAAUAAAAACUUACAUAGGAAAAAGUUAGCAGCCAGUUAGUUAGCAGUGAGUUUUGUAUUAUGGAUAAGUCUUAUCCAGAUUCCUGCAAAUAAUAGAAUACAUAUGCACUUCAUUUAUAUUGGAGCUUCUAUUGAUUUAUAUUGAAAUACGUUUUUUUGAAAAGAUUUUGUUAGAAAAAUGUUUGGUAUCAAAACAAUUUCAUGCAAAAUUUGGUUCUAUAAACCUUUGUUAAAUGUUUAUUAAUAAACCUCUUACACUAUACAAAGUAUCUAAAAAAGACUGUUAGACUCUAACACCUUUUGACAUCUGUUGAAUGAAAUCCUAAAAUAGAGAAACAAAAAUAAUAUAAAGUGAGAGAAGAGAUGACGGUAAACAGGUCGGCUCCCAAUGGUUUCCAACCUAGAAAUUAUAACGAAUCAGUUCAUUAAAGAAGAAAGUGUAAGGGAAUCUAAAACUCUCUACAAAACGAAGAAAUCACUGAUUCUCCAGAUAAAACCUAAUAGACCGCGAGGCUAGAGUCCCGCAAUAUCCCAGCCAUUUCAAUCUGAGAUUCUGUAAUCUAUAUGGUCAAUUGUCUCGACAAAACCUAGUCGAAGAUAUGAAUGAUUCCCGUGAAGAAGUCUAAGAGACUGCGAUGCUAGAGACCCGUAAUAUCCCUGAGAUUCUGCAAUCUAUAUGCUCAAUUGUCUCUACAAAACCUAUGACUGAUUCCCGUAAAGAAACCUAAGAGACUGCGAAGCUAGAGUCUCGCAAUAUCCCUGUCGUUUCAACCUGAAAUUCUGUACUCUAUAUGUACAAUUGUCUCUACGAAACCUAGUUGGAGAAAUGACUGAUUCCUGUGAAGAAGAAUAAGAGCCUAAGAGACUGCGAAGCUAGAGUUCCGUAAUAUCCCAGCCAUUUCAACAAACCCUAGUUGAAUUCCGUGAAGAAGCCUAAGAGACUGCGAGGCUAGAGACCCGCAAUAUUCCAGCCAUUUCAAUCAGAGAUUCUGUAAUCUAUAUGCUCAAUUGUCUCUACGAAACCUAGUUGGAGAAAUGACUGAUUUCUCUUAUAAAGCCUAAUAGACUGCGUGGGUUGAGCGCCACAAUAUCCCAGACAUUUUAACCUGAGAUUCUGUACUCUAUAUGAUCAAUUGUUUCUAGCUUCUCGGCAUCUUCACAUAACCGGCCAGUAUGUAACAGUGCCACUUACUGGCAAAAGCCUUGUUUAAGCAAAGCAAGGACCCUAUCCAAUCCUUUUGUUGUUGCUGGGGUUGAUAUCCCUUGACCGAAUAAUUCGGAUCAUUAUGGUACGUAGAACCGGCUGUCGCGGGAAUGAUCCAGUUUUAAAGGUAUCUUGAUGAACUUUACAUCCAGUGUUGGCCAUAAGGUCUUUGCAAUCCGUUUUACUAUUUAAGGACUGUAAUAUUGACAGAUGGGUGGUUUUACUCCUUCUUCCUUUCACUUUUGUAUAGGUUAAAAAAUAAUCUAGCUAGUUCGUCUGCAACCUCAUUGUCAUGCACAUUGCAAUAUUCUCUUAAUGUCUCGAAAGGGUAUUUUUACAAUCCGAAACCAAGCAUGAAUGUUCUAAGGCCAGCUUGAGAUGGACCUAAAUUGUCACAAACAACACCAGAUCUAUAUGAUUCCGUAUCAGUUCCAUCGAUUUCUAGAUCGCUACGAUCUCUGCUUUGAACAUUCUGUUCGAGUACAUGCUGUAAUUUUUAUUUUUCAGAUAAUUUGAUGAAAUUGGAAUUCGCCUCUUUUUUCGCAUAAACAUGAAACCUAUUGAAAAUGAUGGGAGCUCAUUUUUAUGUAAAAAAACUUGGGUUUCUACAAAAACCGACACAACUAAGUUGUAUAUGAACCUUAACUGUCGAUGUUCAUAAUGACCGGGUUCUAGCCCCCAUAUGAACACCUUUUCAGAAUGAAAUACUUUUGAAGAAUUUUAUCUAUUUAUACUAAGGGCUCCACAAUUUGAAUUACAGUCCGUUUAAAUGUUAACUGAACAGUUAUUUAUAUUAAAGAUCUAUGUUUCUAGCUUUGAUUCUAUAUAAAUGCAUGUGUUAAUACCGGAUACGUAGGGAUUAUAUUCAAGACUCUCUAUCUUAAAAAGCACUUAAAUAUUUCAAUAAUAAGAGAUAGCGACUAUUGAGUGCAGUCCCUCGAUAACACAGGCCAACAAAUCUUUAACCAAUGACUAGAUUAUAAAGGAUCAACUCAUGACAUAAAAUAAAUUCGAUGUGUACGAACAUCUCUGUCUAUUCUAGUCGACCGUCUAUCACUCCUAUCAGAAUUCUAAUACUCCUACUGUCCAACCUUAAUAGUAUACUCGUUGCCUUGGCAUUCUAAAUCGGUCAUAAGGACUUGGAUACCCUGUUAUCCAUCCUACUGUGUCAGGAAUGGUUAGUGGAGCUCCUUAAUUUAUUGGGGAUUAACCUGCAGUAGUAGCAGGUAGAAGGUUUCACCGACCUAACUCCACUAUUAGUGUUCAGUACUAAACUGGAAUGAACUACAUAACAUUUCAAGACCUUACUAUUCUUAAUAACCUUCUAAUUUGUGUCUUAAUCAGUUCCGGUUGUGGGGUAACACUUAGCGCCAUCCUGUAGAAAGCUCCCUUUUAACUCGGCUAAAUCACAUAAACACUAACCUAUUAAAUAAGAAAUAAGCCUUAUCAAUGGACAUUGUGUCGAUUAUGUAUAUUAGUUGCCAUUUCAGGUUGCGUUGCCAGUUCCAAGUUCCCAAAAUGAAAUUAAUUUUGCAAUAAAACUUUAAUGACUGAUUUUGAAAGACAUUUUGGUUAAUUUGGUGGCGAUGUUCAAACCUUAAUCUAUUCGUGAUGAUUUGCCAGAUUAUACUGUUUAUAAAUGGCAAAAAGUGAGCUCAACAUAACAGUUAAUAUGACAGUAAAGUAAGUUCUAUCGGGCCCAAAAAACAUCUAUCACUUUUCUGAAGAUUCAAGCUGCGCAGAAUCUAAAUUUUAUCUCAGAAUUUCACUACUCAAUAAGACAAUAGUUAAGGGUUUCAGAUAAAAAUCAUUUCGAGUUUUUAAAAGGGCUCCUAUAUGGCGAAAACGUGGUUUUUACUUUUAGGCGAAGUUAUCUCGAAAUUUAAAUAGUGAGGUUAGAUUCAGAUUUAGCACAGCUUAAUCCUUUAGAUAAGUGUAUUCUAGUCCCAAGGUUUCGUUAUUUUUGUAAUAUGGUCGCCCUGUAUAAUUACUUAAUUACUUUAAGCAAAAUGCGAAAAGUUUAGGCGGAGUUAUAUCGAAACUUUUGAUUGAUAAAUUGUGAGGUUAGACAUGAAUAUUUCAUAGUAGAAGAUAUGAUAUUAAACUCUUUAUGAAAUUUCCAUCUUUAAUAAGGAUGAUUGUUACCAAAAUGUAUUAAUAUCCUUAAAAAGGAACAACUUUGAUAUUAAUUUUGUAUUUGAAGUUUAAGAAAAGGAAAGUAUUGGCUUUAGAAACUUGAAAUUUAAACCUUUAGUUAGCUAAAGGAUACCUUAGAGUAUUAUGUUAGAGUAUUUUUUAUAAUUUUGAGCCUGUUCGGAAAUGCAUCACAGCGCUGCAUCUUAACGAAUACUUUUUUGUCUAAAACAAAAAUAUGAUUAGAUUUCAGUAACAUUUUUCCCAAAAAACGCUUAACACAGCUCCAAUCAUUCUUGUUUUUAGCAUGAUUUUUGUUGUUUUACACAUUAUUGUUCUAAUGUUGCAUUAAUAAUUUGUUUAAAAUAUCUCAUAAAAUUAUUUAAUUUAUGUGUUUAUUUAAAUUUAAUUUUCUUUUUUUUUCC
Lucilia sericata (common green bottle fly) is the source of this 4992-nucleotide messenger RNA. It is a transcript of the gene Csp, whose product is annotated as dnaJ homolog subfamily C member 5 homolog. The record is from RefSeq and is a predicted model, not a curated record. Gene Ontology annotation, cellular component: type Is terminal bouton. Lineage: Eukaryota; Metazoa; Arthropoda; Insecta; Diptera; Calliphoridae. The coding region runs from base 180 to 908 and encodes 242 amino acids. Gene Ontology annotation, biological process: regulation of neuromuscular synaptic transmission. The transcript is spliced from 7 exons.